UUGGAGAGGUCUCUUCUGGCGUUAUUGUGCCGGUGAAUAGUCGUUGUGCCAGCGGUUGUGAUGGGCAGCUGGGUUGUGUCCAGUUAGUGUACGGGAAGCAACUUGAACGUUCAUCUGUCCGGCGGAACUGUCCUCGUAGGUGUCAGAAGACGAUGUAUGUGUUGGCGACUGUGCUGGGAGCUUUACUGCUCACGAUACUUUUACGGCGCUUCAAGAGCAGGCGUAUGUGUCUUGAUCCCAAAAGACUUGAUAAUAAAACCGUCCUUAUAACCGGUGGGAUAUCGGGGAUUGGUAAAGAGACCGCUAUAGCCCUGGCAAAGCGAGGAGCCCGUGUCAUCAUCACCAGCGACGAUGAGCAGAAAGGGGAGGAAGCUCUGCGACACAUCAAGAGGGAGAGUACCAGCGUGAAUGUACGGUUCCUGCCUCUAAAUAUGGCAAAUCUGCAAAACAUCCGAGAUUUCUGCAAAGAGUUCCUCAAAAGCGAGAAGAGGCUAGAUAUCCUCAUCAACAAUGAAGGAGUUCCAGCGGUGUUAGACUGGACAGAGAAUGACUUCAGUAUGUGUUUUGGUGUUAACCACCUGGGACCAUUCCUUCUUACCAACCUUUUGCUGGAACGCCUUAUCAGUUGUACUCCUAGCCGCGUUAUAACGGUCACCUCCAAUGUUCACAAGUAUCAGAAACUGGAUUUCGCCGAUUUAAACUAUAAUAUAGUUCCUCUUUUCACAUAUUGUCGCAGCAAGCUGGCAAAUGUUUAUUUCACUCAGGAGCUGGCCCAACAAGCUGGGAGACAUGGAGUCACAGCAUGUGCUGUUCAUCCAGGUUAUGUUGUUGGCAGCUGGACAUCCCAGUUUUCCAUCCUCUUCCGGAUAGUGAUGUACGUCUUCACUUCAAUGUUUUUCAUUUCCUGCGAGGAUGGUGCUCAGACUGUCAUAUAUUGCGCAGUGUCAGAUGACAUUCUCCAGCACAAUGGAGGCUACUUCUCAGACUGCAAGCCGUGCAAAUUGCGCCCGCAUGUUCAGGAUGCGGGCAUUGCCAAAAAACUGUGGGAGGCAAGCGAGACUAUGGUUGGUCUUACCUCUUCCCCAAGAGACCACUUAGCAACAAGAACAAAGUAGACGGUAGUUUUGUUUAUUUGCAACAGUUGGACUACAGUAUCAAAUAUAUCCGUGCUGUCAAUACUAAAUUAGUUUGACAUUAUCACUGCAUGAAAUUGAUUUGCAUUCACUUCAAAGCUACAUUUUCACUGCCUAGCUCCUAGGAUAAGGUCCCGUAGUAAAGUUUAACUAUAUAUAUAUAUAUGUUCUCCUUUUCAAACACGGCUGACUGACUGGACAGGGGCCAAUAUGUAAACUAAGUUUUCAGCAAUUGACUUGCCCUGGUAAAAUCACGUUUGUAUAAUUUAAUUUGUUUCAUUGUUUGUGUUUUUGCCAUUUCCCUCUCUUUAACUCUCACUACCAGAGCAUAUUUCAGUUUGCAAGGACAGGUUUUAGUAUAUUGUCAACUUUUAAUUUAUGUUUUUGGAACAGUACCUUUAAUUCAUUAAACAGCUUGAAUUUUACACAUCAAAGCAGCUCAGUUUUCCAAAAAUAUACUUCUUAAAUGGUGUAUUAUGUGACAAGAUAGCUCAUCAUUGUAUAAAGUUGCUUGGCUUUUUGAAGAGAUACAAUAAGUUGUUUACGGGAUAGAAGUACCCCCGGUAAACAGAAUAACACCAGCAAGACAUGCAUUUCCUAAAAGCAGACAAAUUAAGGUUUCAGAAUUACCAGGUGAAUGGUCCUCUGAAUGAAGAACCAUUGAUUUUGAAAGUUUGUAUAUAUAUCAAGAGAUAUUUGCAGGUAUCACACCUGUUCUUUAAUGUUAUGCAGGUAAUAACAUGUAUGUUUUUGAUCGUGAAAUUGUAAAAUGAUUGUUCUUUCAUGUGUGUGGUUGCAUGUUGUAUAUCACAGUUCUGUUUUAUUUAUUCAUGUUUGCUUGACACGUGGCUUCCUUGCUGAAUGUAUAUUGGGCACAUUAAAUGCAAGCAAACCAUA
Molecule: messenger RNA, 2030 nt
Organism: Spea bombifrons (plains spadefoot toad)
Lineage: Eukaryota; Metazoa; Chordata; Amphibia; Anura; Pelobatidae
Product: retinol dehydrogenase 14-like
Exons: 5
Coding region: 153-1115 (320 amino acids)
Source: RefSeq, a predicted model, not a curated record